AAAAUGCUUCCCAAAGUGAGCUGCGAGAUCUGCUUUCAGAGUUCAACCUUUUGAAACAGGUGAACCAUCCUCAUGUCAUCAAACUUUAUGGAGCCUGCAGUCAAGACGGCCCGCUGUAUUUAAUUGUGGAAUAUGCUAAAUACGGCUCCUUGCGCAGUUUUCUCCGGGAAAGUCGAAAAGUAGGACCAAGCUACGUGGGUAGUGACGGCAACAGAAAUUCAAGUUAUUUGGAUAACCCUGAUGAGAGAGCCUUAACAAUGGGAGAUCUGAUAUCGUUUGCAUGGCAGAUAUCACGGGGAAUGCAGUACCUUGCAGAAAUGAAGCUUGUCCAUCGUGACUUAGCAGCCAGAAAUGUACUGGUGGCAGAAGGGCGCAAAAUGAAGAUUUCUGAUUUUGGCCUCUCCCGUGAUGUAUAUGAAGAAGAUUCAUAUGUCAAGCGGAGCAAGGGUCGGAUACCUGUUAAAUGGAUGGCCAUAGAGUCCCUAUUCGAUCAUAUCUAUACAACACAAAGUGAUGUAUGGUCAUUUGGAGUUCUGCUAUGGGAGAUUGUAACUUUGGGAGGCAAUCCUUACCCAGGUAUUGCUCCUGAAAGACUCUUUAACCUCCUAAAAACAGGCUAUAGAAUGGAGAGACCAGAAAACUGCAGUGAAGAAAUGUACAACCUGAUGUUGCGCUGUUGGAAGCAAGAACCUGAUAAAAGACCAACAUUUGCUGAGAUCAGCAAGGAACUAGAGAAAAUGAUGGUGAAGAGUAGGGACUACUUAGAUCUUGCGGCAUCCACACCUUCCGAUUCCUUACUUUAUGAUGAUGGGCUCUCAGAAGAGGAGACACCACUCGUGGACUGUAAUAAUGCUCCCCUCCCUCGAACCCUCCCUUCCACAUGGAUUGAAAACAAACUCUAUGCUAUCCUCAGCAACAGUAUUCAACUGGGAGAUGUGAAACACCCAGUUUUUAACCUGAAAAGCCCUGCAACAACAUUGGUGUACAGCAG
Molecule: messenger RNA, 991 nt
Organism: Phaethon lepturus (White-tailed tropicbird)
Lineage: Eukaryota; Metazoa; Chordata; Aves; Phaethontiformes; Phaethontidae
Product: proto-oncogene tyrosine-protein kinase receptor Ret-like
Exons: 8
Biological process (GO): protein phosphorylation; cell surface receptor protein tyrosine kinase signaling pathway; positive regulation of kinase activity
Cellular component (GO): axon; signaling receptor complex
Molecular function (GO): ATP binding; transmembrane receptor protein tyrosine kinase activity
Source: RefSeq, a predicted model, not a curated record